Messenger RNA from Lacerta agilis (Sand lizard), 1725 nucleotides. It is a transcript of the gene CCDC71L, whose product is annotated as coiled-coil domain containing 71 like. The record is from RefSeq and is a predicted model, not a curated record. Bases 1 to 843 code for a protein of 280 amino acids. Lineage: Eukaryota; Metazoa; Chordata; Lepidosauria; Squamata; Lacertidae. The transcript is spliced from 2 exons.
AUGAAACCCCAAGGAGCCGCUACCGCCGCCGCCGCUGCCAGCCAUGGAGCCGCCGCUGCCGCCGUCAGCGCCUCGCCUGCCCCUCCAGGCGCCCCGGGCUCGGAGGCGGCUUCUUCGGCGGAGAAAGUCGUGCACUCCCGCUCGCAGGCGCUGUUCUUCGGCGGCGGCGGCGGCGGCACGAAGGCGCUGGGCGACGCCUUCAAGCUGCUGGUGCCCAAGUCGACGGAGUUCAUGAGCUCCGACGCCGAGCUGUGGAACUUCCUGUGCAGCCUCAAGCACGAGUUCUCGCCGGUCAUCCUCCGCAGCAAGGACGUCUACGGCUACGCGUCGUGCCGAGCCUCCGUGCCGGACUUGUCCCGGGGCUUCGCGGCGGCGGCGGCGGCCACGCAGGGCAGGAGGGAGCGGCCGUGGAGGAGAGCCGCCGCCAGGGGGAGGCGCCUGCGGGUCGCCGCCGGAGGAGGCGCGAAGAGAGCGGCCAAGAAGCGCUGCAAAGAAGCCACGGAGGCGGAGAGAGCGGCGGCGGCGCCCGAGGUUUCCCGCUGCGAGGAGGAGCAGCAACGAUCGGUUCGCGACCCUCAGCGAUCGGUUCCCGGCCCGACAGCUCCGCCCUUGCCCGCGGGGACUCUUUUUGAGGGCAGGUCCCUCGAGAGCAUAUGGCGGGCGGCCACCCCCCGCAAGCUGGACUCCUUCCCCUCCGUCAAAGUGCGCGGGAGCGUGUGGAACCGGCGCAGCUUGGAGGCCACCCGGCGGAGGGCGCAGCGCCUCUUGGGGGUCGACCUGGCGCCCGUCGUGAGACUCCGCCGCUUGCCACUGGUCGGGCGAAGAGGAGCGGGCGCCCUUUGAAGGAGUCGCAAACAUGCACCGGGGAUGGGGUUGCGGAGAACCGGGAUUGUGGUGUGCGUGGUGUUUUUUUUGGGGGGGGGGGUCUCCUCGCCAGCCGCGACGUAGCGAACAAGCGAAGGGGAAGUGUGUGACAGUCACCCGUUUACAAUUACUUUGGUCCGGAUUGGGUCGUCCUUAUUCAAUGAUCUGCACUUUAGGGCGAAGUCUUGGGAGGACUGUCGCCCCUUUUCCAGCCCUCUUUCCCCAUCUGGACUGGGAGGCUGCUCGCCACACGAUCUACAGGGGAGCCUUGAUAACCUUGGGCUGAGGAGGAGGCAAGAGAUGCUGUCUGCUUUUUCCUUUCUUUCGGAGUCACUUUUUCUUUUCUUCCCAUUGGGCUACCUCACUCACGAAUUUGGCAAAGAGAUCACUUGUUGCUUCCCCCCUCCCUUUCCACAGGAACGUUCCUAUCAGUUUCAUGCCAAUUUUCCCCAAUUAAGAAGUAGCCAAUGGACUAUUAUGUAUGACUUUUGUGCAAUUGCACUAGAUGCUCAGGGUUACUUGAAUAUGCUAAGUGUUUCCAGUUUCAGAUAACGGGACUUAAGCUUUUGACCAAGGAUGCUCAAGGAAUGAAGACUUUAACAGCUCACGGCUGAUUUGAUGGUGCAAAAAUGUUUUGCUUUUAUUUUGUUUUUGUUUUGUACAUGAGUUGGACUUUGUGAUAACAAACUUUCAGUAUAAUAAUGGUUGAAUGUUUUGUAUGUAAUAAAGUUUUAUAGUUGAAAUUUAACUAGUAUUUCUAAUAGUUUCUAAAAAUGAGAAUUGUAUUGGAUACUUCAUUUUAUAUAAUCUUUACUUUAGAGAAGCUCUCAAGCUAAGUAAAAACUAAUAAAAGUGUAAAAG